This is a messenger RNA of Cyphellophora attinorum, 2487 nucleotides long. RefSeq names its product Trehalose-phosphatase. The transcript is spliced from 3 exons. Gene Ontology annotation, cellular component: alpha,alpha-trehalose-phosphate synthase complex (UDP-forming); cytosol. Bases 1 to 2487 code for a protein of 828 amino acids. Gene Ontology annotation, biological process: trehalose biosynthetic process; fungal-type cell wall organization; cellular response to heat. Gene Ontology annotation, molecular function: catalytic activity. The record is from RefSeq and is a predicted model, not a curated record. Lineage: Eukaryota; Fungi; Ascomycota; Eurotiomycetes; Chaetothyriales; Cyphellophoraceae.
AUGUCCGCUGCCGACGCCGCCAGAGGCGCGCGAUCACCAGCUGACCUUCUGCGUCGUCUGAGCCUGACAGACUCGAGUCCUCCACAGAAGGACGAUCUCGACCCCCGGCGGGCAUACCCCGGCUUGAAGCUUAGCGGCAACAUCAUCAGUGCAUCAAUAUGUCUACCUUAUUCCUUUCAUCACGUUGUUGGCGGUGACUGGAAGAUCAAACCACGGCGCGGAACAUCAGCAUUGUUCGACUCAUUCUCGUAUUUGGCUUCUGACAAGACACCAUGGAACCAUACACUCGUAGGAUGGACCGGCGAGAUUUUGCCGGAUCAGGAGCGAUACUACACGCCCAGUCCAACAGCUGCAUCAUCAACGCCGCAACCCACACAGAAGGAGCCGGUGCCGUUCCACUCGGGCGGCAGUCAUCAUUUGACUCAUUCCAAGUCCACGGCAGAAUUGCCUACGCGUGGAAUGCAGGCUCAUGUCUACAAUCCGGCAAGUGACACUUUGGUCAUCACCAAAGACGACCGAGAACGCAUGGAACGACAGCUCAAUGAUGAGUGCACCGGAACAAUGGUGCCUGUAUGGCUAUGUGACAGCGAGAUGUCUGAGAAUGGGGACCUCCGGCUCAAGGACCAAGGCCGCUGGCGCCGCUACGCUGAGCACGAGCUGUACACUCUCUUUCACUACCGACAGCAUGCCCCCGACAAUGGAAGAGCGGAAAAAAUCUCCUGGGCCGAUUACGUUCACAUGAAUCACGUCUUCGCAGAAGGAUCCUGCGGAUAUACCAGCCGGAAAAUCCCCAACGCCUUCAUCGGAUUCUUCCUUCACAUACCAUUCCCUAGUUCGGAGUACAUGCGGUGCUUGCCGAAGCGGAAAGAUGUGCUGAGCGGUCCAUUAGGAGCAACAAUGGUCGGCUUUCAAUCCUACAACUUUGCUCGGCACUUCAACUCUUGUUGCAAAAGAAUACUUGGCUUCGAAUCAACCUCAGCAGGAGUGGAUGCAUAUGGCGCCCAUGUUGCGGUCGAUGUGUUUCCCAUCGGCAUUGAUGUAGAUGCGGUCAAGCGUGACGCAUUCGACGAUCCGAUAAUAGAAGAGCACAUGAGAGCGUUGCGGAAAGCGUAUGGCGGGAAAAAGAUCAUCGUGGGUCGAGAUCGGUUGGACACCGUUAGAGGCGUGGCUCAGAAGUUGCAGGCCUUUGAGAUCUUCCUAGACCGGUAUCCAGAAUGGCGCGAAAAGGUUGUGUUGAUUCAGGUCACGUCUCCGACCAGUGUUCAAGAAGAGCAAGAUGACAGUGGACACAAGAUCGAAAACAGGAUUUCGAACCUUGUCUCUCGUAUCAAUGGAGAAUUCGGCUCUCUUUCACAUCAACCAGUCCAUCACUACCCACAAUACCUCGACUCACAUCAGUACUUCGCGCUGUUGCGACUCGCUGAUGUCGGUCUGAUCACUUCCGUUAGAGACGGCAUGAACACGACCUCACUGGAAUACAUCGUUUGCCAGAAGGAGAACUACGGUCCACUAAUUAUCUCUGAAUUCUCCGGAACGGCUGCAUCACUUGCUAAUGCCAUCCAUAUCAAUCCAUGGGACCUCGGAAGCGUCGCAGACACUCUCAACGAGGCUUUAGUCAUGUCAGUAGCUGAGAAGAAAGCAAGCCACGAGAAACUCUACGAGUACAUUACCACUCACACAGUCUCGACAUGGACCAACAACUUCCUCAAACGUCUACUCACCAACCUCACAUCAUUCUCGCAAUCAGAUCUUACACCCCUCCUCGACCGACGGAAAAUGCUCGCAAAGUACCACAACAGCUCAAAACGUCUAUUCAUGUUCGACUACGACGGUACUCUGACACCUAUCGUCAAAGACCCUAACGCUGCAAUCCCCACCGAUCGAGUCCUACGCACCCUCAAGUCCCUCGCUGAAGAUCACCGCAACAAUGUCUGGAUCAUCUCCGGCCGCGACGCAAGCUUCCUAGAGGAAUGGAUGGGCCACAUCACCGAGCUCGGCCUCUCAGCCGAGCAUGGCUGCUUCCUCCGCCGGCCCGGCUCUGAAAAUUGGGAGAACCUGACCGCUAGUAUGGACAUGGCAUGGCAGAAAGAGGUCUUCGAUGUGUUCUCGCACUACACCGAGCGCACACCCGGCAGCUGGAUCGAGCGCAAACGCGUCGCUCUGACGUGGCACUACCGCCAAGUCGACCCUGACUUCGGCGCGUACCAAGCAAGAGAAUGCAAAAAGGUGCUGGAAGAAGGCAUCGCCAAGAAAUGGGAAGUCGAAGUCAUGGCCGGCAAAGCCAAUCUCGAAGUCCGUCCGACAUUCGUCAACAAAGGUUUCAUCGCAAAUCGCCUCAUCAACGAGUAUGGCCUCGAGCAAGGCGACGGCGAGCUCCGGGCUUCCAGCAAAAAGACCAAGGCCGGCUACCACGUCCUCGAGCCAGCGGAUGUGAUCGCCGCGCUGGGUACGUUGACGCAGAAGCCUCCGAAGGAAAGCAACCGCUAG